AAAUGGUUGGUUUAAAAGCCGAUUGAAAUGUCUUUCAUAUUUUGGUCCAAAUGUGUGAUAAGAUCUCAUUAUUUGGUUCAUUCACUCAAAUAUAUAUCAUUUGGUAAUCGGUUUGCCAUCAAUUGGACACACAUUAAGACAUCGCUGAAAGCGGUUCCGACGACUAACCGGUGUUUGACACAAAUCAGACAUAAAUGCGGUGUUAAUGAAGCGUUGAAUCGGCGGCCAAAGACCUUAUGGUCAUGGAAUAUAAUCUCCGGUUUAUUGGUUUGGUUGGGAAUCAUUGAAGAACCCGAAGACCCGUUGAUAUUAACCAUCAAAAGAGGCGUCUAUUGUAUGCAAUGCGAAGAGUACUCCAAAGCGGAACUCAUUCUCCAUUCGGCUCUUCAUAUGUCCCAAGAGUUGGCCUUCGAGUCCGCGGAGACCUAUGUGUUGGAUGUGUUGGCAAACAAUUACUUCAAGAAAGGAGAUUACGUGAGAGCGGAACAAGUGUUCAAAGAUGUGUUUAACCGGGUUUUGGCCAAAGGGAUGGCCCCUAACGAAGAGCCCAUCGUUGAGAUGUCCAUCAAAUUGUCUCAUAUAUACAGCAUUACCGGUGAUGUCGACAAAUCGGAUAUCGGUUUUGACUUUUGUCUCACCGAACAGACCAAACGAGUGGACGGGUUUCGGCACAAGUGUUGCGACGAUAUGACAGAUGAAGAAAUCAAUUCAAUGGCACUGAUGGGCAUGUGUUACGACUAUUACUCCAAACACUUGUCAUCCAUCGGACACUUUGACAAAGCGAUUGAUAGUCUGACAAAAGCCAUAGAUAUUUGUCUUAAUAUAAAUGGCAGAACACAUUCGCAGACAUUGGUUCUGUACAACGAUUUGUCGGCCAUUUAUGUCCACAAAAAGGAUUACGAGAACGCUUUGGUUUAUAUGAAGAAAGCCAUCGACGGUGCGGUCACUACUGAAGACAAGCAUUUGGCUAAAUAUUACACAAAUUUAGGUUUUGUUUAUUUGCAACGCUUUGAAAAGGAUUUGGCCCUCAAGUGGUGCACCGAAUCACUGGCUCUUAUACUUCGGGCCAAAGACAACGAUAAGGAGACCAAUAGAGACAAAACUAAAGACAGAAAAUUACUUGAAGAAAAAGCUCGCAAAUGUGUGGCCGAUUCAACCGCUCUUAGGAAUCAAUAAUUUACUCGCUUAGAGCUUAUUUCAGUAUAACGUUUGUUGUUUUAGGCAAUAGUUUCAAUUUAAUUCCUUAAUUAA
This is a messenger RNA of Medioppia subpectinata, 1251 nucleotides long. The record is from the annotation of a GenBank genome assembly. Lineage: Eukaryota; Metazoa; Arthropoda; Arachnida; Sarcoptiformes; Oppiidae.